Molecule: messenger RNA, 1501 nt
Organism: Bradysia coprophila
Lineage: Eukaryota; Metazoa; Arthropoda; Insecta; Diptera; Sciaridae
Product: prostatic acid phosphatase-like
Biological process (GO): dephosphorylation
Molecular function (GO): phosphatase activity
Source: RefSeq, a predicted model, not a curated record
AGGUUAAAUUAGAAGACAAACAGAACCAUAAUAAUAUACCAGUUGACCAAACAAUACAAUCUAAACAUACCAACCGUAAGAGCAAGAAAAUAGCGCAAGUAAAAUUGUCUAUUUGUUAAAACCAGUCGGUUGGGUGAGACACGUACCCUGCAAGAUAUUCUGCUGUCGAAUAAAAAUGAUUUUGUUUUUUAUUUUUGGAUUUAUACUGUACUCGACCGCCAAUACUGUGUCAGGUCAGCCGAAUAGAAAUUCGUCCGAUGAAAGAGGAGAGUUGCUGUUUGUACAAUUGCUCUUUAGACAUGGUGAUCGAACGCCGUUAAGUUUUUACAAAAAUGAUCCGUGGAAGGAUCAAAAAAACUGGGAUCAUGAGCCAGGUCAAUUGACGAAUUUGGGUAAACAACAAGAAUUUGAAUUGGGACUAUACAUACGAGACAGAUACGCAGACUUUCUGGACCCUACCUAUUCAGAAAACGAUAUCUACGUUCAAUCGUCUAACAUCACCCGAACGAUAUUGAGUGCGCAGGCCUUUUUAACCGGUGUUUACAAGCCGGAAACAUCGCCGGAUUUUUGGACAAGCAAUCUACCAUGGAAUCCACCCUUCACCGUGCACACAACGCCAAGGAAAGUUGACAAUUUGAUCCAUGCGAACACAAAGUGUGCUGCUUUUAGUAAGCAUUUCGAUGCCUUUUUACAAUUGGACGAAAUCAAAGAAUUUGACCGGAAGCAUAAAGAGCUGUACGACUACUUAAGUUUGCAUUCGGGCGACAAUGUUGAAAAGAUGUCCGACACAGUACCUAUUCGAGACACUCUCUGGAUUGAAAGUAUUCACAACAAAAGUUUGCCCGAUUGGACGAAGAGAGUGCUCCGUGGUGGUGAUUUAUACGACAACCUGGAAGAAACGUUUCUUAAAACGUUCCGUCUAGACACUAGCACUCAAUUUAUGGCAAAAAUCAAGGGCGGAUUUUUGCUGAAAGACAUUCUUGACCGAUUCACAAAUAAAUCGAAAUCGUUACUGGAACCGGAUAGAAAACUCUGGGUGUACAGUGGUCAUGAUAGUACAAUAAUUCGAUUGUUGAAUUCACUUGGUAUUUUAGAGACUGUACCGAAUGUUUCCACUUGCGUUCUGUUCGAAAUGCGCAACAUUAACAAUGUUCCGCACAUCGAAAUAUUUUGGAAAGAUGCAUCAGCAGCGGCCGUACCACUUCGCAUACCGAAUUGUGGUCUGUCCUGCCCGUUGGCCGAUUUCUAUGUUUUAUACAAAAAUGUUCUGCCGACGAAAUCGUUUGAAGAAGAGUGCAUGGUGCCAGAAAACGAACGGUCCAAUGCUGGCAAAAAUGCUUCCAAAUUCAUUCUGCAAAUCAUCGCCCUGUCGGUAUUGUUGAAGCAGUUUAUGUACUAAAUUAGUGGACCCAUCUAAAUGGUUGCAUGGUUGAGCCGUCAUAUAAUUUGCUGUGUUGCGUUGCAUACAAAAUGAAAUAAAAAAUCUUUUUCUGUUUCCCAA